Molecule: messenger RNA, 1622 nt
Organism: Andrographis paniculata
Lineage: Eukaryota; Viridiplantae; Streptophyta; Magnoliopsida; Lamiales; Acanthaceae
Product: F-box protein At4g00755-like
Exons: 6
Coding region: 217-1386 (389 amino acids)
Molecular function (GO): protein binding
Source: RefSeq, a predicted model, not a curated record
AUGUAUAUAUAAUGGCGCAGGAGAGGACAGGGCCCACACAAAUUGCCUGCUAUUGCCAACACCCGUUGCCUCUGCUGACCUCAGUCACGAACAAGGCCACUGCGAUUCCCGGCCACCGGAGACCGUUUCUGCGGCCUCGGCUUCCGCCGCCGGCGGAGCAUAAUUCUGCGUCUGUCUGCAAUUAUGGUUUCUGUUUAUGAAGGAAUAUUGUGAAGAAUGGAUUCCAGCAAAAGAGUGGAGGCUUCAUUCGACUUUCUGCAGAUCCUUGGGACUGAUAUUGGCUUGCAUAUCAUGAAUUACGUGAAUGAUCCUGCUGAUGUGGUUCGUGCGAGUAUUGUUUCACGCAAUUGGCGUGACUUUGUGGUUACAAAUGAAUUUGCAAAAGCAUUGUGCCUGAAAGCAUUCCCCCAACUCGCCGACAUUGGUAUAGUUCCAGAAACGAUGAAUCGCCUCAAUGAUGAAACCAGUGCUGAUUGGGAAACUCUGCUGUGGGAUCAGAAGAUCUAUGCAUCUCUGCAUCAUGCUGUCCUGAAAUCAGCUAGUCCCCUUAAGGAUUGUGUGAUAACUGCAGUUAGUGCUUCCAGCACCGACAAACUUCCAGACGAAAGUAUUGCGAAUACUUUAACUUCAAUGGACAGGUAUUUUCACAAAGCAUCAUACUGGUCAAGUAAAGGAACGGCUGAUCCUGACGAGCCUGAGACAUUGAUAUAUAAAUUAAGGCCUGGUGUAUGGGUAAUUUCUGAGGUUCUCGUUCGUCCAUUCGAAGCCUACUUCCAGCCCGGGAACCCUAUAUACUCUGCACAAGCAGUAAGAUUUCGAUUGGGCCGUAUGAAACCAUCGCUGGGUGAUGGAAAUGACCUCCACCGCUUGCCGAUGCCGGCUCCUGCUGACGACAAGUUCAUAUGGACUUACACAUCACCUGAGUUUCCGAUGAACCAGGAGAAUUCAUUGCAGUCGUUCAAGCUACCGGAGCCGGUGGUUUCUACAGGGGGGUUUAUGCUGGUUGAGUUGUUGGGCAGAGUGCAGAGUCAGGGUUCCGACGGGCUAUUCUAUGUGUGCAUCUGUCACGUACGAGCGAUGGGACGAUCCCUUUCCCCUGCAUUCGAGAUAGAGUAUGUUGGGGCGGGUAGGAAGAUGAUGUUGAAGCAUCGGCCGGAGCAUCUGAAGUCGGUUCUGGAAAGCCCUCCGGUGACUGUAAACGCGCGGGCGUGGAACGAGAAGCAGCAAUUGUGGUGGGAGGGGUCUGCAGCUGUGGUGCGGCGUGAAAUCGACUUUGAUUUGCCGCUUAUUGGAGAAAUGGGCAACGAUGGUCCAAGAGAGUUCUUGUGGAGUCAGGACAUGGCGAGCUGGCCUCGGGACUACGACGAGGACGAGGAGGAGGAGUGAGUCUGUCUGCUGCUUAUCUAAAUUAUUUAUUCCAUUCCAUUCCAUUGCAUCCUCAGCGCAACUCUUGUAAGAAGUUUGUAGCCAUCUCAGGUCUGGUGUGGGAUUUGCUGUUUUUUGUUUUGUUUGGGCGAAUGAUGAUAUCAGUUCAUAACCGGUAGCUGACUUAUGUUAUGUUGUUGACUGUUUCGACAUUUCUCUUGGACUUGGAGGAUGGAUGCAUUGUGUGUUUUUUUCGA